Molecule: messenger RNA, 996 nt
Organism: Cryphonectria parasitica EP155
Lineage: Eukaryota; Fungi; Ascomycota; Sordariomycetes; Diaporthales; Cryphonectriaceae
Exons: 3
Coding region: 1-996 (331 amino acids)
Cellular component (GO): cytosol
Molecular function (GO): aldose reductase (NADPH) activity
Source: RefSeq, a predicted model, not a curated record
AUGAGUUCUGGAAACAAGGUCAAGCUUAUCUCUGGCCAGGAGAUCCCGACUCUGGGCUAUGGCACCUGGCAAUCUGCCCCCGGCGAGGUCUCGGUCGGCAUCUACGAGGCCCUGAAGGCAGGCUACAAGCACCUCGACCUGGCCAAGAUAUACCAGAACCAGAAGGAGGUUGCCGAGGGUCUCCACAAGGGCAUGAAGGAGUUUGGGAUCAAGAGGGAGGAUCUCUUCAUCACCUCGAAGCUGUGGAACAACUGCCACCGGCCCGAGCACGUGGAGAAGGCGCUCGACGACACCCUCGCCGAGCUCCAGCUCGACUACCUCGACCUGUACCUCAUCCACUGGCCCGUGGCCUUCCCGCUGGAGGGCGACGUCGGCGAGGUCCUCUUCCCCAAGCACGCCAGCAAGGAGGACGAGGUCGCGCUCGACAACGGCGUUUCUCUGGUCGACACAUGGAAGGCCAUGAUCGCCCUGCCCAAGUCCAAGGCCAAGAACAUCGGCGUCUCCAACUUCACCGUCGAGCACAUCGAGACCCUCAUCGAGGCCACCGGUGUCGUCCCUGCGGCCAACCAGAUCGAGAGGCACCCUCGCCUCCUGCAGAACGACACCCUCAUCCCCUACUGCAAGGAGAAGAACAUCCACAUCACGGCCUACAGCGCCUUUGGCAACAACAGCUUCGACCUGCCCCUGCUCAUCACCCACCCCGUUGUCACCAAGAUUGCCGAGAAGCACAACGCCACCGGCGCCCAGGUUGUGCUGGCCUGGUCGCAGGUUGGUGGCCACAGCGUCAUUCCCAAGUCUGUCACCCCCAGCCGCAUCGCCCAGAACUUCCAGGAGAUCAAGAUCACGGAUGAGGAUGUCAAGGCCAUCAACGAGAUUGGCGAGAAGGAGCCCAUGCGGUUCAAUGUUCCCCUGACGUACAAGCCCAAGUGGGACAUCAACAUUUGGAACGACGAGAAGGAGACAGCCGCCACCAACAAGGUUAUUGUCAAGCUCUAA